Molecule: messenger RNA, 336 nt
Organism: Protopolystoma xenopodis
Lineage: Eukaryota; Metazoa; Platyhelminthes; Monogenea; Polystomatidea; Polystomatidae
Source: the annotation of a GenBank genome assembly
AUGGCAAUCAAGGGCAUCGUGAAAUCUACACAUUUCAUUUUAUUCUGCCAAUGCUUGCCUAACAACAAUGGCAUAGUCUAUGGAAGUUAUCCCAACUCUCCCCAUUACACCAAUUCACUUAAAUUACACAACGUCGACCCUGUCCUUUGCUCGACAAUUCUCAAUUCUCCUCUUAAAUCUCAAAUUCUACCAACGCCCUGCAUACCAUUUUAUGCAGCCAGUUUUCUUGCAUCGGGUUCAUCUCCACCACCCAUCCUCAUCCACCGGAACUGUCGACCAACUGGAUUCUCCGCCCACUUAACCAAAGCCUGCCUCCAAUCAGAAGCCGACCCUUAA